Messenger RNA from Polyodon spathula (Mississippi paddlefish), 3158 nucleotides. It is a transcript of the gene wnt9a, whose product is annotated as wingless-type MMTV integration site family, member 9A. The record is from RefSeq and is a predicted model, not a curated record. The transcript has 4 exons. Gene Ontology annotation, molecular function: cytokine activity; frizzled binding. Gene Ontology annotation, biological process: neuron differentiation; multicellular organism development; canonical Wnt signaling pathway. The coding region runs from base 67 to 1158 and encodes 363 amino acids. Gene Ontology annotation, cellular component: extracellular region. Lineage: Eukaryota; Metazoa; Chordata; Actinopteri; Acipenseriformes; Polyodontidae.
UAGAGCUGGGAACUUUACACAGAAACUCAGGAGAAACGAAAUGAUCUGCUCUGGAGCCGCAGCAAAAUGCUGGAUGGACACCUACUCCUGGGACGGUUAUCAUUCACAAUUAUAGUCCUCCUCAUCAACUUGCCUGGACCAACCACUGCUUAUUUUGGGCUGACAGGUAAUGAACCCCUGUCCAUCCUCCCCCUGAACACAGAGCCCGAGGACACAGCAGGCAAAGCCCACUACAAACUGUGUGACCGGCUGAAACUGGAGAAGAAGCAGCGGAGGAUGUGCAGGCGAGACCCUGGUGUGGCGGAGACCCUGAUGGAGGCCAUCAGCAUGAGUGCCCUCGAGUGUCAGUACCAGUUCAGGUUCGAGAGGUGGAACUGCACCCUGGAGGGACGCUAUCGUGCCAAUCUGCUCAAAAGAGGAUUCAAGGAGACUGCGUUCCUAUAUGCCAUCUCGUCAGCAGGGCUGACUCACGCCAUGGCCAAGGCCUGCAGUGCGGGCCGCAUGGAGCGCUGCACCUGUGACGAGGCACCAGACCUGGAGAACAGGAAGGCCUGGCAGUGGGGAGGCUGCGGGGACAACCUCAAGUACAGUAACAAGUUUGUCAAGGAGUUCCUGGGCAAGAAAUCCAGCAAGGACCUCCGGGCCCGAGUUGACUCGCACAACACCAACGUUGGCAUGAAGGUGAUCAAGGCAGGAGUGGAGACAACGUGCAAGUGCCAUGGAGUAUCUGGCUCCUGCACGGUCCAGACAUGCUGGCGACAGCUUUCCCCUUUCCACGAGAUUGGCAAGCAGCUGAAGCAGAGGUAUGAGACCUCACUCAAGGUGGGCAGCACCACCAAUGAGGCGACGGGGGAAGGAGACAUCUCCCAUGUCAGGAUGCAGCCCCCGCCUGGCCCCAGCGACCAGAUCCCCAGGACCACCGAUCUCAUUCACAUUGACGACUCACCAAGCUUCUGCCGGAUGACAAAGUAUUCACCGGGGACCUCCGCGAGGAAGUGCUAUAAGGACAAGAACUGCGAAAGCAUCUGCUGCGGCCGAGGUCACAACACUCAAAGCCGGGUAGUGACCAGACCCUGCCAGUGCCAGGUGCGCUGGUGCUGCUAUGUGGAGUGCAAGCAGUGUACACAGAGAGAGGAGGUUUAUACCUGCAAGAAUUAACACAGUCAACCCCCUCAGGGGUCCAAAUGGGGGAAAAACAGGCGCAUAUUCUGGAUGGGAAAUUUAUUGUCUUUAAAUUGAAAAUUAUCUACAUACAGAGGUAAAAACAGAGUCUGAGGGACAUCAAGGAACCUUCACUAUGAUGUUGAUGAUGACGAUGUAUGCACUUUGAGUGGUUCCAAUGAGCUGUUGUAUGAAGCUUCUCCCAGGGUUGGGUCCAGUGCAACCUCAAGAAGAAUCCCCUGUCAUAAAAAGAAGGGUCAGGUCAGGAAUGACGAAUCCUCAAAAGGUUUGGUCUUUUUCUCAAAAGCCAAAUUCAGCUGGAUCCAUCAAUAGACCAACAAGACAUGCAGGUUGACUGAACAUGGUUUGUAUUGAAUGGUCAAGGAUGCAACCCUUGCACCAUAACCAUAGCUUUGAUUGAAGCAGGUUUGACUGGAAUGUAUAGCUGAUAGAAAAAAAAGGGCCAUGACUUACUGAAUGGGAUCUGGAUAAAUAAAGACAUAGACUGAGUAAGGUAACAGGGUAUGGAUGUUUUGGUUUGUUUGUUUGUUUUACCACUUUUGAUGUCUAAAAACCACUAGCCACACAUGCUGCUGGAGUAUUGUGGGGUUUUCAAUUAAAAUUUACUUUGACAAGGCCUUGUAGAAAUAAAGUCGCUCUCGCUUUCUUUAUGUGGGAAUGACUUUGGGAACUUUUAAGAAGUACAGUGUACUGUAUGUUCGUUUUGUAGCUUGCUUAACUUGGAUCAUAAGUCUUUUUCAGAUUUUUCACAGGAAAAAAAAACAACAAAAAAACAAAACAUUAUAUGACAAUUCCCUUUGUCUGAAAAAAAAAAAUAAAACACCACAAUUCACAAUCUUCCAGGUAAUUCUGACAUCAUGCCAGUCAAUUAUUACGGCUAUUUUGACUGUAAUUAAACCCAACGACUCAUAUUCAGGGACCAACUCUAACCACUAUGCUUGGACAAGGUGAUGCUACUGUAUAGCAACACCGGGUUUGAACUGAGAGAAGCAGGGUAUUUCCCUGGCACAAACAGAAAAUCUACUGUGGGCACCACUGAUACAAGACAUGUAUGAUAUGAGAGGAUACCUUAUGAUGGAGACCAUUGGUGGAUUUUAUAUCCAGCAUUUGUCAACAACUGCAGUCAUUGACCCAAGGGUGCUAAAUAUUUUAACCAGCAUUUUCUGGCCAUCCCAUGUGUCAUUGGAACAUUGUGUCUAGUCCAAAAAAAGUUAUUCCCAAUAUAAUGGGAAGAUGCCAUUUUUUUUAUUUUUAUUUUUUUACAAACCUACCUUUUUGUUUUUCAUUACCCCCCAGAAAAUGGAGGAAAACAAUGACUGCUACUCUCAACCCAGGGAUUCCUGGUAGAACCCCCCCCACCCCCAUUGUUCUAACAUAAGCUAUAAUGCUCCACUUGGAAUACCUGACCAAGUGUUGCAGUGUGCCAGUUUUCUUACCUAAAAGGUCAAGAAGAGGACAUGUUGGUUUGUCUGAAAGCCAAUGAAAUUGAGGAAUGCAAUUCAUGAAAAAAUGCUCUUUUGUUUGUGCCGCCUUUUUCACCUUUCUAUGACCAUGUCAAAGCUGCAGCUAGAAUGACAUGACAUCAUAAUGGGUUAUCCUCAAGGAUGCUUUCUCUGUUAUGACUCUGCUAGGAGGGGUCCCAAAGCAAGAACAAGUUUUCUGAAUCGAUACAAUUUGGAUUUGGAUAAAGGCUUAUUUACAGUCCUUAACAAAUGAGAAACUUAUAAAGACGUUUAUUUUUAUAUUGGUUUCAUUUUGGUUUUUGUAUGUUAAACCCCAGUAUACUAAGUGCACAUAAAUAUAUUUUGAUGGUGUGUAUACAGCCUGUUUACCUUCCAAUUAUGUAUAUAAAUGCUUUUUAGAUUUGUUUGUUUUCUAUUUUUCCCUGAUAACUAUGAGCAAUUUCUUGGUGGUUUUUGGUUUGAAUCCGGGAAUAGGUCUUAUAUACAUCUGUCUGGUGUGGUGUUGUAUGUGUA